This is a messenger RNA of Durio zibethinus, 1531 nucleotides long. RefSeq names its product UDP-glucosyltransferase 29-like. Gene Ontology annotation, molecular function: UDP-glycosyltransferase activity. Lineage: Eukaryota; Viridiplantae; Streptophyta; Magnoliopsida; Malvales; Malvaceae. The record is from RefSeq and is a predicted model, not a curated record.
CCGCUCAUUGUUUCGUCAUGUAAUUCUUCAUUUUUAUCAUUAUAAAUUGUCAAAUUUUAGUGAGCAAAAGAGGUGCAAGGUGAAAGAGAGAGAUGGAUGCUAGGCAAAAGAGAAUUAGUGUAUUGAUGUUCCCACGGUUGGCUCAUGGUCAUGUCUCUCCCUUCUUAGAGCAAGCCAAGAAGCUCACACAGGGAAACUUCUAUAUUUACUUUUGUUCCACUCCUGUAAAUCUCAACUCCAUCAAGCCAGAGAUUUCUCUCAACUAUUCACUUUCGAUACAAUUUGCAGAGCUCCAUCUGCCAUCCUUGCCUGAUCUUCCUCCUCAUUACCACACACCCAAUGGGCUGCCACCUCAUCUCAUGAAUACCUUUAAGAAAGCCUUUGACAUGUCCAGUCUCGCCUUUGCCAAAAAAUUGAAAACCCUCAGCCCAGAUUUGCUUAUUUAUGAUUUUAUUCAGCCAUAGGCACCCACACUUGCCUUGUCACACAACAUUCCAGCUAUCCAUUUCUUGUGUUCUUCUACAGUAAUGACUUCUUUCAUGUUUCAUGCCACCAAGAAACCUUGUCAGGAAUUUCCCUUUCCUGAAAUUUAUAUAGACGAUUUUAUGAAAACUAGGUUGCCUGAGAAUUCUUCAGGUGAUUUCAGUGAUAAAGAUAGGCUUCGUCAAUGCUUUGAACGCUCUUCGAACAUCAUUUUGACCAAGACUUUUAGGGAGCUUGAGUGGAAAUACAUGGACUAUUUUUCAGUCCUAGUGAACAAGAAGACAGUUGCAACAGGUCCACUCGUUCAAGACCCCAUUAUAGAAUAUGAUGAGAAAAAAGAGAUAUUGGAAUGGUUUAGUAAGAAGAGAAAAUACUCCACAGUGUUUGUAUCUUUUGGAAGUUCGUACUUUUUGUCCAAGGAAGAAAGGGAAGAGAUAGCUUACGGGCUUGAGCUUAGCCAGGUAAAUUUCAUCUGGGUUCUCAGGUUUACUGUUGGAGAGAAAAUGAAGCUUGAAGGUGCAUUACCUGAAGGGUUUCAUGAAAGGAUUGGUGCGAGAGGAGUGGUUGUUGAGGGUUGGGCACCGCAGCCGAAAAUCUUGCUACAUUCAAGCAUAGGUGGUUUUGUGAGUCAUUGUGGAUGGAGUUCUGUGAUGGAAAGCUUGAAAUUCGGAGUUCCAAUCAUAGCCAUGCCCAUGCAUCUUGACCAGCCACUGAAUGCUAGGCUUGAAGUUGAUGUUGGUGUUGGAUUAGAGGUAAGGAGAAAUAAGGAUGGGAGCCUUGAAAGAGAAGAGAUAGCAAAAGUGAUCAAAGAGGUGGUGGCUGAGAAGGAUGGAGAAAAUAUGAGAAGUAAAGCAAGAGAAAUGAGCAACUAUAUUCAAAAGAAAGGAGAUGAAGAGGUAGAUGAAGUUGUAGAAGCAUUGAUCCAGCUACUUAGUGAAAUGAAAACUGGUUCUUGUUAUACUUCUUUACAAUGAAGGCUAUAUGUCUACAUAGAAUGAUCGAUAUGUCUUACAUUUCCAUGUUUCUAUAUCAUUUUGUAAUUGAACAU